Molecule: messenger RNA, 2429 nt
Organism: Cololabis saira (Pacific saury)
Lineage: Eukaryota; Metazoa; Chordata; Actinopteri; Beloniformes; Belonidae
Gene: tmprss2
Product: transmembrane serine protease 2
Exons: 14
Coding region: 204-1691 (495 amino acids)
Biological process (GO): proteolysis
Cellular component (GO): membrane
Molecular function (GO): serine-type endopeptidase activity; protein binding
Source: RefSeq, a predicted model, not a curated record
CCGCCCAGCUCGAGCUAUUUUUUUCAGGUUUAAAGCAAAUCAAGUGCCGCACGUCACGCUGCUUUGUGUGCACAGGGGAAAAGGUGUGGUCAUGGCUGGUGAUCGUGUAGGGGGAUGGACAGAAGUUGUGGCUAAGAGUGAACAAGAGCGUGGACGGACAGACGGACGAGGCGCUGGGGGGAGUGUGGGAGAUAUAAAGUUCGAUGAAGCCCGUGCAAGGAAGCGAGACCAGUUUCACUAUGAAUAAUAAUAAGUUACAUUUGACCGAGGCCGAUUCCCCUGUCUAUGACAACCAAGGGUUUCAGCGCGAGGUAGAGGGACGUGCUUGGGGUCCCUCUCAGGGUUCAUACCCAUCCCUCCCACAGCUGACUCCCAGCUAUGUUGUUAGUGCUCCCCGGACCAUCAACACCCACCACACUGCAAUACCAGGACCGGCACAGUCUCCACGACAAGAGAAAGAAACAAGGCAGUGUCACUGGAAAAAUGUUCUAUGUGCAUGUCUGUGUGUGGCCGUCAUCCUGGCAGUAGUUGCUCUCCUGCUCUGGUACUUCUUAUACUACCAGUGUCUGCUGGGGAAGUCUUGUGGAGCUGGCGGGAAGUGUCUGAGCUCGUCCCAGUGGUGUGACGGUGUCCUGGACUGCUCGCGUGGAGAGGAUGAAUCUCAUUGCUUUCGUCUCCAAGGGACCGACUCGAUGCUGGAAAGUUACUCCUCACACAACGAUGCAUGGAUGCCCGUCUGUGUUGACGACUGGAACGACGACUACGGGAAAACCGUGUGUGAGCAGAUAGGCUACACGAGGCAGGAUUACGAGACUUACGCCCAAAUCCACCUCGGUGCAUCGGCCACCAAAGGAUACAUGAGGCUAAAGCCUGGGACUUACUAUGGAUCACAUAUACAGUCUCAUUUCACUCACAGCAUGACAUGCUCAGCAGCGGUCAAACUUCACUGCAGCGAAUGUGGCAGGAGUCAAGCAGGUCCCAGCAGUCGUAUCGUGGGCGGCGCGCAGGCCGAGAACGGAGCCUGGCCAUGGCAGGUCAGUCUCCAGUUUAACGGCAGACAUAUGUGUGGAGGCUCCAUUAUCAGCGCCGACUGGAUCCUGUCUGCAGCACACUGCUUCCAAGAAUACUCCAAUCCGUCAGGGUGGAAGGUAUUUUCUGGGGAUGUCAGCUUGUCAAGGAUGAGAUUUGGUGACACAGUUCAACGAAUCAUCAAUCAUGAAAAUUAUGACUCAAACACUAACGACAAUGAUAUCGCGCUGCUAAAGCUCGGGACACCAAUGGCAUUUACAAGAACAGUGAGGCCCGUGUGUCUCCCCAACUCCGGAAUAGACAUGCCUGCUGGAAGCCAAGCGUGGAUCACGGGGUGGGGAGCGCUGCGCUCAUCUGGGCAGCCACCUGACAAGCUAAAUCAGGCCCAGGUGACCAUUUACAGCAGGGACAUCUGCAACGAAGAUCAUGUGCUGAAUGGCCAAGUCACUCAGACCAUGAUUUGUGCAGGAAGACUGCAGGGAGGGGUCGACACGUGCCAGGGUGACAGUGGAGGGCCUCUGGUGGUUAAAGCAGGAGACGUAUGGUGGCUGGCAGGGGACACUAGCUGGGGUAUUGGAUGUGCUUUGAGGAACAAGCCAGGAGUGUACGGCAAUGUCACCUACUUUAUCAACUGGAUAUAUGAACAAAUGCAGGACAAUUGAUGGAGACAUUGCUGAAGAUUUUAGUUUAUCAUCUAUGCACUUUGAAUCUGAAUUUGAAAAUUUUGGAGGAUGUAUUGAUCAAGAUUUUUAUAUAUGUAUAAAUCAAAUGCAGUUAUUGUUUCUACGUUUUCCUAAAACAUGCAUUGAAUGUUUUUAUUUCUUAAAAGUCUCUUUAUUUAUUUUUAAAAGUUGAGCUUUCUUUUUGUAAACCAGAAAACAAACUGUUGUACCCAUCUUUGUGUAUUUUUGACAAGCCAAUGGAUCUCCUCCAUCCAGUUGGGCCAGCAUUUGUCUCUGGCAUGGAAACAAAUGGAAAUCACUUUUUAACAGAGAUCCCUGCAUUCACCUGGUGGCUCUCAUUUUAGUAUACAACCCAGUAAACCUAAAGAAGAACGGCAAAGAGCUGAACUAUGACAUUAAAAUAUCACAUACAACCAGCAAAGGAAAAAGUUACUGUUACACAUGUGACAUGUUUGAAAAACUGACACUACGUUCCUUCCUCAAACUAUUUCCCCAAUGCCAAAACCACUGUAUUUUUGUAAAGUUAUCACUCAACUGGUUUACUAUGAGAUACAGGGAGACUAUUUACGAGUCUCUGACGAACAUACUGAAAGGAACAAUAUUAAAACCCAUUCAUGUUGUACUUGAGUUUGUUUUUUUCUGAUUUUAGAAACACAUGUUUAGUAAGGCCACUGCUCAAGGAAACAGAGAUAUGUAAUAAAAAGAACUAAAAAUAUU